Molecule: messenger RNA, 1883 nt
Organism: Labeo rohita (rohu)
Lineage: Eukaryota; Metazoa; Chordata; Actinopteri; Cypriniformes; Cyprinidae
Gene: p2ry8
Product: P2Y receptor family member 8
Exons: 2
Coding region: 104-1135 (343 amino acids)
Biological process (GO): positive regulation of Rho protein signal transduction; phospholipase C-activating G protein-coupled receptor signaling pathway
Cellular component (GO): membrane
Molecular function (GO): G protein-coupled receptor activity
Source: RefSeq, a predicted model, not a curated record
UACUUCCUCUCAUCAAGUUUCCUGCGUCUAACAGUCAUGCCAGAUUAACUGCCAUCAACACAUGAGGGAAGACGCACAUGUUUCUUGAGGUGAAAAAACAACCAUGAAUGGGUCACUAACAGACUUCGUCAAAAUGGACAAUGCCACCUUGGCCAUGUUUGACAACAAACAGGCCAGUGAUAUUGUGUCAGCCAUCUAUGUCAUCGUGACUCUGGCCAAUCUGAGCGGCAAUGGCGUCUCUCUGUUUCUGUUACUGAUGCGCACCUCUCCGAAAACCCCCUCUAUCAUCUUCAUGAUCAACCUCACCCUCACCGACCUGAUACUGGGCACUGUGCUCCCCUUUCAGAUUGCAUACCAAAUGCAAGGCUACAACUGGACCUUGGGUGUGAGCAUGUGCAAUGUGCUGACCGUGGUUUUCUUCACCAACAUGUACUGCUCCAUUUUAUCCAUGACUGCUAUUAGUGCCGACCGCUACCUGGGAAUUGUGAAACCAAUGCGCUUCAGAGAGAUGAGGAAGAGGAAAACAUAUGCAAUUGUUGCCUGCAUAUUCAUGUGGCUGCUAGUCCUUGUGAUUCUGAUCCCGCUGGAACGCUCAGACCUGACAUAUUACGUAACGGAGCGCAAUAUCACCACAUGUUUUGAUGUGUUAAGGAGGUCCAUGCUACCGGGCGUUGCUCACUGGGCGGCCUUCCUGUUUGGCAUGUUCAUCAUCCUCUUUCUCUGUCCAUUCAUCAUCACAGUGUAUUGCUACAUUAACAUCAUCUGUGUCCUGGUCAGAAAGACCAAUAGUCAGCAGAAAGGCCGCGCUGUGCGCUUGGCGUGCAUCGUUCUGUUUGUGUUCAUUUUUUGUUUUGCUCCCAAUAACAUCUUACUCUUGGCCCACACAGUCACAAGGCUGUACUAUAACAAGUCUCUCUAUAUGUACUAUAAACUCUCCCUGUCUCUCAGCUGCAUUAAUAGUUGCAUUGAUCCAUUUAUUUAUUAUUUUGCAUCGAAAGAGUUUCGCCGAAAGCUAAGGCAAAUGCUGAGGUUGCAGACUCUAAGUACUGGAGAGACAGCAAUGAUCGAGGGCCACAGAGAAAGCUUUUUCUCUGGACGUACGAUGGGCAAUGCAAAUGAAGAUGAAAAUUCUUAACAUUUGAUGUUAUAUUUAGUUUCUGUUGUUUUUAUUUUAGAAGCAAGAAGAUAUUGGAUGUCACGUUUCAGGUUUGCAGCGGCCACAUGAGCACUGUUAAAUGAGUCAUAGCACAAGCGCUAACCGCUAGGCCACAUCUCUCACACGUUUUGUAGUUUUCAUAAUAUAUCUGAUGCAAAGUCAUAGGAAGGACCACUUCCCACAUUGUUUUCUUGUUAUUGUUUAGUAGCAUUUCGCUUUUGUUCUAUUUUGAUUUCCUGGCUGAGCAGCUGAGGAAAAGCAUGCUGCUCACAUGCAUUCAGGGCGCGUGAUGUUGUGUAUCUUUGUUUUUUUCUGGUAUCAGGCGCCCAAGUUCCUUCUCACUGUAACUCGGCAUAUUUUUUGUACAGUAAUGUGUGGUUAAACUUAGCAGCAACUUCAGUCAUUUCUGAUCUGACUGAAAAGGUACAAAUACUUAUUGUGGCAGCUAUAUAUGUCAGAUCUGUGAAAUAUUUUUAUACUGUGAUAAAGCAUUUAUUGUUUAGCAGUUAAGAAUUCAUUUUCUUUUCUAUGAGCCAAACUGUUUUAAUAUUUAUUUUACUUAUGCUGUUUAUAAUGUGCCUUGUAUUAUUAUUAUUAUUAUUAUUAUUUUUUUUACAUGUUUCUUAUUUGUUUUUAUUGUUGGCAUUACAUAUCUGUGGUAGCAAAUUACACAUAUAGGGGCACAUAUACAGUCAUAUAGGGGCAUUUAUUUUGUAAUGUUUUUUUU